Molecule: messenger RNA, 745 nt
Organism: Ceutorhynchus assimilis (cabbage seed weevil)
Lineage: Eukaryota; Metazoa; Arthropoda; Insecta; Coleoptera; Curculionidae
Source: the annotation of a GenBank genome assembly
AUGACGACAUACUGCUACCGUUGCCACGUGCCCAAUGGAGCGAAUUUUAACCUGUUCCUGCGGUAGGGAUCUCUGCGCUAGAUGCUUCGCUCGCAGUCAAACGUGUUACUGGUGCCAUGGGCCGUUCACGGCAGCAGCGACAUUACGAUUGCGGCGGGAGCGUUUGAGAGACCUCAGCGUUGAUGCCUUUCAGGCUCAGCAAUUACAGCAAGAAAAGGGACUUAUCAGUAAGCCGAUAGUCUUGGAUUGGCCUAUAAACUUCUUUCUCCAAAUUGAUGAUAGGCUCCAUGCCAAUGCUCGUGCUGCUGUUGCGGCCCCCGCUACCCCUGCUGCGGAGAAUGCCCCGUCGGUGGCUUCGGAAAUGGCCUAUUUCUCCGAUUCCGAGGCCACUUUAAAUAUCGUGGAGGAGCGGGAACGCCUGAUGGAACUGCAGAGGCGGGAUCGCGACAUUGACCAGGAUUUAGAGAUGCUGGAUUCGGAUCGAUCAUCCGAUUCCUUUGAGUUUUUCAUGCCUAACGUGGCGCGACCGGAAGAGCAACCCGAUAUGGAAGACGGUAGAGAUGAUGCCAUGGACGAGGAGGAGGAGGAGGAAGACUUAGACGCGAUGUUUGAACGAGACCACCUAGAAGGAGAUCCCUGGGAAAACGGCAACCUUUACGAACUGGAAUUUGAUGCUAGAAUAGAACGCCGAGAAGAAAACCGCGAAGAUAGUCCCAUGGACGGAGAGGAUGAGGAAAUCUUAUAA